UAUUUUGAUUUUUAGAACAUUUGAUUGACGACGUUUCCGAACUAUUGGUCUUUUGGUAUGUAUUUUCGUUACGUACUGUACUGUCAAAAUUGCGAUGUGCAAUAUUUGUAAACAAUAGUUCUGCUUCUUUUCCCGGGCGGCAUGAAAAACCGCUGCUCACCGUAACCAUGAGCAAACAGAAAUCAUUUGUGCCGGAUAUCCGAAGUACGGCAUACAUUUCAAACCUUCCUUACGAUUUAACCAACAUUGAUGUGCAUAAACUUUUCUCCAAACAUGGAAAAAUUGUGAAAGUGACGAUACUACGUGAUAAAGAGACCAGAAAGAGCAAAGGUGUUGCAUUUGUACUUUUCGCCAAUGCACAGGAAGCGAUGGAAUGUUGCAACGCGUGCAAUAAUGCGGAAAUGUUUGGUCGUACGUUAAAGGCGAGUAUCGCGAAGGACAACGGUAAAUCGGGCGAACAUGCUCAACGUAAACAGUAUCCAGAUAAAAGCCGCUGUUACGAGUGUGGAGAGGAGGGACACAUGAGUUACAGCUGCCCCAGGAAUGUGCUCGGAAGUAAAACACCACCACGAAAGGGUGGCCGUAUGAAAGUGAAACGAAAGCAUCAGAACGAAGAGGAAUCUAAAAAUUGGGGCAGUGAAACCGAAUCGGAUGCACCUGUGGUAAGGUCUGAUGUAGAUACGGCUGCUGUGUGCACCAAAAAGGUAAAGUACAGAAAAAGUGAAUACUUUAGCGAUGACGAAGAACUCGAUACAGAAGAUUGAAGAUUCUAUUUCUAAAACAUUCUAUAAAUUUGUAAAUAAAUUGGUGUAUUUUAAUGUGAA
This is a messenger RNA of Anopheles funestus (African malaria mosquito), 824 nucleotides long. RefSeq names its product zinc finger CCHC-type and RNA-binding motif-containing protein 1-like. Gene Ontology annotation, cellular component: U12-type spliceosomal complex. The transcript is spliced from 2 exons. Lineage: Eukaryota; Metazoa; Arthropoda; Insecta; Diptera; Culicidae. Gene Ontology annotation, biological process: mRNA splicing, via spliceosome. The record is from RefSeq and is a predicted model, not a curated record. The coding region runs from base 168 to 764 and encodes 198 amino acids. Gene Ontology annotation, molecular function: RNA binding; zinc ion binding.